AUGAAAAGAACAGAUGAUAAAAUACGCUCUGCCAUUAUCAAUUUUGACGAUUUCGAUUGUCCUAUUUGUACUGAGCCAUUCAUUGCUCCAAUAUUCCAGUGUGAUAAUGGCCAUCUGGUUUGCUCUGUUUGCUGUCCUAAACUGAGGAACAAAUGUCCUUCUUGUGCUUUUCCUAUCGAUGAUAAAAGAUGUAGAGCUAUGGAAAAAGUUCUUGAAACGAUUCGUAUCCCAUGCUCUGUGCUAGGUUGCACCAAAGUUCUAUGUUAUGGAGAAUUAUCAGCCCAUGAAAAAGAAUGCACAUUAUCUCUUUGUGCAUGCCCUGUACCAGGCUGCAAGUAUACUGCCUCAUACAAGAAUAUCUACGAUCACUAUAUCACUGGCCACCUGAAAGGUUCCUGCUGGGGAAGACCUAUGCUUGAUAUGUUUACAUCCGGCAUGUCUUUUUCUGUCGAGUAA
Raphanus sativus (radish) is the source of this 456-nucleotide messenger RNA. Its product is annotated as putative E3 ubiquitin-protein ligase SINA-like 6. Gene Ontology annotation, molecular function: zinc ion binding. The record is from RefSeq and is a predicted model, not a curated record. The transcript has 2 exons. Bases 1 to 456 code for a protein of 151 amino acids. Lineage: Eukaryota; Viridiplantae; Streptophyta; Magnoliopsida; Brassicales; Brassicaceae.